Molecule: messenger RNA, 3191 nt
Organism: Aedes aegypti (yellow fever mosquito)
Lineage: Eukaryota; Metazoa; Arthropoda; Insecta; Diptera; Culicidae
Gene: Sh3beta
Product: protein starmaker
Exons: 5
Coding region: 704-2395 (563 amino acids)
Cellular component (GO): cytoplasm
Source: RefSeq, a predicted model, not a curated record
GCACACACCAGUGCAGUUCGAUGAAAAACGUUCGCGAUGUCGAUGCAGGAAAAAGAAAACAGCCAUCAUCGCCAUCAUCAGUGAUCGUCAAAUCGAGACAGUAGGAGGAAAAUCCGAUUCCACAAAGUUUUGGUUAGUUCAGUCAGCCAGCAAAGCCAGAGAAGUUUAGUUAGUGGAGGAAAGGUCUAGUGCAUCAUCAUCGGAAGAAGCAGCCGGAAGCACUGCCUUUAUUGGAAACAAAAAGGAGGAGGAAAAUUUUCCGUAAUACCGCAAAACGAAUUUUCGGAUCUCGUGAAGAGCGGUUUCGUUUUGUCGCGGGUGUGUCUCAUCUCUUAUCCUCAGUUCAGUGCGGAAUUUGCGUGAAUCGAAACGCCCUCGGGGGAAAUUCAGUGUGUUGGCCUAAUCAGAAGAGAAGCGUUUGCUUUUAUGCGGUUCAGGAAUAGGAAGCUCUAGAAGCCAGUGAUUUGUGCUUAGCCAAAAUAAAAAAAAAUCUUCAACGGUUUGGGGUGUGGAAGGAAAAGUAAAAUAUUUUUCGUCUGCUGCCGAAAUUGCUGAUCCGAGUGAGGAGGAGCUUGACUUACGACGACACGGCUGAGCUGAAUAUUAGGAAGGGUAAAGAGCGGUCAGUAAAGUGAGAAGCGCAGAAGAAAAGUCAGAAGCAGUUUCGUUCGAUUCCGAGCACCGAAAGGCGAAGUUCUUCAAAAUGGUUAUCAAAGUGUAUAUCAGUGGAAUGUCCGGCAGUAAGGAGGUGAAAAAGCGCCAGCAGCGAGUGACGAUGAUCCUCGACAGCAAACACAUCCCUUACACGAUCAUCGACAUCACAGAGCCCGGCCAGGAAGCGGAGAAGGACUUUAUGCAGAAGAACGCGGAACACAACGGGGCGACGAUCAGCGAUCAGAACCCGCGCCAUCCCCUCCCCCCGCAGAUGUUCAACGAUGCCGAGUACUGCGGAGAUUACGACGACUUCGACCUGGCAAACGAGGUGGACAACCUGGAAGUGUUCCUAAAGAUGGAAGCCCCGAAACCGGCCACCGAAAGCACCAGCGAGGUGAGCGAAGAAGGCCAGCAGAAAAAUGGCACCGGCGACGCCGACCAGGACCAGCAGAGCCAGGUGACGGCGACGGCGGUGGCGUCGGCGGAAAACGACGACGAGGACAAAGAAAAUAAGACUGAAGAGGGAGCGAACGAGCACAACGACAUCACGAUUAACGAGCAGACCACGAAAGACAAAUCCGACACGAAAGAAGAUGGAGAUAAGGAUGCUGCGCGACAAAUAGGUGGCGCAACUGAUGAAGAGAAACCGAAGUUAGAACAUGUCGAAGCAGCAGCUAUGGAUGUGGAGGAUACUUCGCACCAUAAACAAAAGAAACUUUCGGAAGGUGAAGAACAGAGUGACGACGAAAUUGUAGAAGAGAAAACUACUGAAAAUUAUGACGAAGCAAACUCCGAUGAAAAGAUCGAAGAACCCAUGAGUGUUGACGAAGAAGACAAAGUAUCGGUUGAGGAUUCAUCGGAAACGGCGAUUAAAGAAACCGCGCCGUUGCUUGAAGCUGACGAAAAUCAAGAAGUGACAGAGGAAGACACCAAGCUUUCUUCAAAAGAAACAUCAGAACUAGAAGCUGCUGAUCAGAUUUCAGUGAAGAAUUCGGAGGAAACGGAAGAAGUCAACGAUAGUGUUGAAGCUGAGGAAGUCAAUAGCAAGGAUCAAAAAUCAGAAAACUAUAUUCCCAAUUUGGAAAAAGAGGACAAUGAAGAACCUAUGAUCCUUGACGAAGACAGUAAAAGCGCACUCCCGGUAGGAGAUGAAGCAAAUCAGAACAUUGAAGAAGAGUCAGCAGAAAAGCCAACAGAGAGAAACGAUGAAACCGAACAGCAAUCGCCAGUAGAGAACGAAGAACUCGCGUCACCCAUCGACGAACAUGAGCACGUUGACGGAGCUACAGAUCUACAGCCUCGGGUGGAAACGGCCAAAGACCCGCCACCAGAAAACGAUGAAAUCGAUCCAGAAUCAACGGUGAUCGAAGCUGGAGAUGACGAUGAUGACGAAAGUGACAGUGAUGAACCUGUAUCGGUGAUGGAGGUGGCAAAAGCGGUAGAGGAUAGUGAAGUCGAAGAAACGCACCUCGAUAGACCAGUGGAAGAGGAAACGACGGGUCAGGAUACGGUUGAUUCGAAGACAAAUUCCAGCGACGUUCACGGCGAAGACGACGAUUUGGCGGAACAGAGGGCACUUCUAGAGGCUGCCGCUGCCAUGGGAGAACGAGAGGACGCCGAAGAAGAGGAAGUUGAUCACCAAGCCGAGGAGGACGUGGAGAUUGCCGAAGAGGAUGACGUAUCCGGCAAACUAGUGGACACCGACGAUCCUAUGUUGGCCGAGCAGGAACAGGAAGAAUAAUAUCCCACCCAACCAUCAACAAUCAACCCCUAGGAAAAAAAAAACAACUGUGUAGCUGUUCAAGAAAUCCCACGAGUUUAGUUUGUUCUCUCCGACGACGUUUUAAAUUUGCAACUGAAACUAGUAUAGCAAUAUUACUAAUUUCGAGUUUAGACCCCUUUUCAUACGAUUAAUUCUGUAUUUUGUAAGUACUAAUGUAAGUAAACAUAAAGCAUUGAUAAGACCAGUUUUAUCUGUAAAUUACACACAACAUAAACUGAUGUAACUCUAAGAGAAGAGUUUUAGGAUAAGUUUCGUCAAACUCUCUCUGGCUGGCUUAAGACGCAACCGAACCAUACUCCUAGCGAAAACCCGACCAACAAACGAUGCGGCUGACUCACACUAUUGCUUAGUACUAGUUAUCUACUUAAAAAAUAGGGACCAUAGGCUUCCAACGAGGGUUGUUAGUUUUCGUAAAUCUUUAAAUUCAUCUCUAACAAAUAGAACUGCCCAAACCAAAGAAUAAUCAUCGAGAUUAAUCUUCUCCCUCGCACGGAAAAAUCCGAAACGUGCGACCAACAUAAACAGAUAAAAUGUCGUCCAAGACUGGGGCAGGCCGCCGCAAAACGAUAUCUUUGAAACAGGUGUGUGUGGUGUUGUAGAGAUGAUGAAACGUGAUAUCAAAUCCUAUUGAUUCUAAAGAACGCGAACGUAGAAACGACAAUGUAUUCUCAGUGGUCUACAAUGCGAGGAUUUUUGCUAAGCCCACACGCAACAUCUAUUUUGAGCAAUAAAAAAACAUCGUUACAAGACUUAA